AUGUUUCUCUCAUUUUUGCCAUUUACUAACAUCUUCAUUGUCAUUAUCUUCCUCUCUAGCGGCAGCUCCACCGAUAACUCACUCUUCCCACCGCUACACCAACAUAUUUGUGUGAUUCUUGAAUGGAGAAAGGUGGUGACCGUUACUAAGCACAGGUAGGUCAACUCACAUUUCAGACAAAAUUUCAGCCAAAUUUUGUUUGGACCCUUGAUCAGAGUUUCUCAGGUCCUGAAGAUGUUUGCACUGACAGAUUCUCCUCUACUUAUUGCUAAAACAUUUGACUCAAUUAAAAUAUCAACAAGUACACGAGGCACCGUGGUAUGUGCUGCAAAAGGUCCAAGACCAAGAUAUCCCCGAGUAUGGAAGACCCGUAAAAAGAUUGGGACCAUUUCCAAGGCUGCUAAGCUUGUUAAGUCUAUUAAGGAACUGUCAAAUGUCAAAGAGGAAGUUUAUGGAGCUCUUGAUUCCUAUGUUGCUUGGGAAUUAGAGUUCCCUUUAAUUACAGUGAAAAAGGCACUGAAGACCCUAGAAUAUGAACAAGAGUGGAAGCGAGUAAUACAGGUAACAAAAUGGAUGUUAAGCAAAGGUCAAGGAAAGACAAUGGGAAGCUAUUUCACAUUACUUAAUGCUUUAACAGAGGAUGAUCGUCUUGAUGAAGCUGAAGAGCUUUGGACAAAGUUAUUAAUGCAGCACAUGGAAAGCUUGCCUCGUAGAUUUUUUGAUAAAAUGAUAUCUAUCUACCGUAAGAGAGGCAUGCAUGAAAAGAUGUUGGAGAUAUUUGCAGACAUGGAAGAGCUUUGUAUUCGACCUAAUUUUGUUGUUGUCUCAAUGAUUGGAGAUGUCUUCAAAGAGUUGGGUAUGCUAGACAAAUAUGAAAAGUUACAUACAAAAUAUCCACCACCGAAUUGGGAAUAUAGAUACAUCAGAGGAAAGCGUGUAAAAGUCAAGGUGCAAGUUCAGUCUAAUCAGGUCAACACAUACAUAGAAAGGCAUAAGAAUGUAGAACCAAAUUCGGACUUAGAUGGGAAUUGUGAAUCUGGAAAUACAUCAGAUGUAAUCGAUGAGGAACAAUCCGAACAGGAUGCCGAACCUGAACAAAUUUCAGAUGAUUAGUGUGACGACAGUAUGGAACCAGUUUUAGAGGUGUAAUGCGAGAAAAAUGAUAUAAAAUCACUGUCUGUACGUUUCAGUUUGCAGAUAGCCUGCUGUUAAUCACAGUUGGAACAUCAUUUACUUGCCCAUCUCCUUCAAGUUACUAGGAGAUAGAGUGAAGGCAUCAAGAUUCUGCUGUAUGCACUCUGAUGAGUGACCUACUGACCUGCUACACUUGUUGAAUACACCACUAUCAUUCAAUUUUCUAUUUGAUAAUUCAAAACUUCUACUCCUGACUUCCUUCGAUCAUGUCAUUACUGGUAUUUGAUGGUACAUAUAUACUCAAGCCAUUGAUCUUAAUGAUAGACCACACAUAUAGAGUGUUUGUUCCUGCAACUGUGUUCUUUUUCAUUUAUUUCCCUCUGUAUAUAGUGCCACCUGUUUCCUGAAAAGUACAUUUUAUUCAGUUUCAACAAUUCAAUUUUUUAAGCCCUACUUAAUGGAAAUUAGGCUUUAUAUG
Messenger RNA from Abrus precatorius (Indian licorice), 1612 nucleotides. Its product is annotated as pentatricopeptide repeat-containing protein At4g21190. The record is from RefSeq and is a predicted model, not a curated record. The transcript has 8 exons. Gene Ontology annotation, molecular function: protein binding. NCBI's taxonomy places the organism in Eukaryota, Viridiplantae, Streptophyta, Magnoliopsida, Fabales, Fabaceae. The coding region runs from base 235 to 1113 and encodes 292 amino acids.